UCCGAUACAACACUAACAAUGAAGUCCAUGAUUAUUGUCGCAGUUUUGGCCUCCCUGGCGGUCGCCAGCGCCAAGCCUUUCCUUGGCGAAUUAGGAGCUGGUCUUGGUGAAGUAGGAGCUGACCUGGGCGCCGGCCUUGGUAACAUCGGAGCUGGACUUGGUGUUGGGAUUGGAGAAAUCGGAGCUGGUCUUGGACUCGGAAGGCUUGGCGGCUAUGACGGUGGGCUGGGCGGUAUUGGCCUCGGCGGUCGGGGUGGCCUGGGGCUAGGUUUCCUGUAAUAACUUUAUUAACAGAUCCCAGUCUUUAUAAAUAAAUGUUUUUACACAUACUGUAAUGUUUAUGUUU
Molecule: messenger RNA, 346 nt
Organism: Spodoptera litura
Lineage: Eukaryota; Metazoa; Arthropoda; Insecta; Lepidoptera; Noctuidae
Source: RefSeq, a predicted model, not a curated record